AGUUUCCAGGUUCUUGAACUAAUGAACUACUGUUGCUGAUUUGAAAUUUUUAUAAUUAUGUUAUUUGAUGUUUCAUGCCUUUUUCAUAGUUGGAAUGUGAUAUUUAAUAGAUUAUAUUGCAUUGACAUUCUAUUGAAUUGGCUUUGUGUUUGAUCUUAUACACCGUAAUGCAGUUUUUGUCAAGUGGUUUUGUUGUGAUGCUUUUUCAUUAUGAUGGUAACGUUGAGGAGUGGAUGCAAUUUCAAUGGAAUGAUCUUGUCAUUUAUGUGUCUGCAGUCAAUCAAACAAAAUGGUGGUUCGCAAAGCGUUUCUUACAUCCUGAUAUAGUUGAUCAAUAUAGUCGCAUUCUUCUACGGGAUGAGGACCUUGGAGUUGACAAUUUCAAUCCUCAACGGUAUGUGUCCAUUGUUCGAAAGGAAGGGCUUGAAAUAUCACAACCGGCACUUGAUUUUUUCAAGACAGAGGUGAACUACAUGGAGAAACUUUCAAAAGAUGAGGGGAUUCAGAAGAAACUCAGCAAGGAUAUUUUGCAAUAUAAAGCUCAUAUAAUCAAGAUAUUUGUGGAACAUAGGCACAAUUGGAUCUCUGCAGAUUUAGAGUUUUAGA
Messenger RNA from Rosa rugosa (rugosa rose), 606 nucleotides. RefSeq lists its product as uncharacterized. The transcript is spliced from 3 exons. The record is from RefSeq and is a predicted model, not a curated record. The coding region runs from base 168 to 605 and encodes 145 amino acids. NCBI's taxonomy places the organism in Eukaryota, Viridiplantae, Streptophyta, Magnoliopsida, Rosales, Rosaceae.